UGAGUUCACUUUCGCCUCGCUUGCCUUUCGAUCUCUCGCGAGCACGGACGGGUGUACGCUUAUUGUUUUUGCUGUCCCUACUACGGGGGUCGAUCGUCUGCUAAAUGUCGUGUCGAAAAUAAUUAUUCCCCAAGCAAUAAUUCGGCAACAAAAGCGACACGGCAGUUUGUAGUUCCUUGCCCCAUCUUGCCCCGUAGUAAAGUGAGCCCGUGUUUAGCAAUCUCAUCCAGAGUCGGUUGUUAAUUGGCAAAUCGCCACCGCGGAACGCUUGUACACGUUUGCCCACAGCUCUUGCCCAUUGGACACACCUCUGAAGGGGGAAAAAGCUCCCCAGAUCGGUUAUCGCGUACGGUGGGCCAAACAAGCCACAGUUUGCCCACGAGCUUCUCAUCCCGCUGGCGAUGGCAAAGGAUAACAACAACAUCAACACGGAUGAUCUGACUGCAGCCACUCCUUCGUCUUCGGUGAAAGCGGCCCCGGCGUCCUCGUCCACCGCGCCGGAGGGUCCGGAAAAUGGCCCGUCCGCCCAGCCGGCGGAACCACAGUCCACGUCUCCAUCACUGCCGCCCGCCUCGAGUAGCACUCCGGAGGUGGCCCCGCGCAGGGAGGAAAACCCAUUCUCCUUCAAACACUUUCUCAAGUGGGACGGAAACCACACGACGAACGGUGGAGGGGCCAGUGCAGGCGGUGGUAGUGCCGCCAGCAGCAUAAAUCACAGCCGAAGUGCAUCGAGCAUAAAUGGGCACGGAAUGGGCAGCUCGCUGGCGGAUGGCGGUGGUGGUGGUGGUGGUACGGGUGGCACUGGCAACACGAACGGAACGCACGAGGGCAAGGUGGGUCUGGCUGGGGCGAACGGAAGCACCCUGACGACGGUAACGACCGCCACCACCAGCACUGGAUCACCGUCCAAGUCGGCCACCACCAGCUCGCUCAACGUGGUCAGCUCGACGACGGGUGCGCGGCCAAAAAUCCCCCAAUUUCAGUCAGUCAACACGCUCAGCAGUGAGUCGAAGAUGAAACGGUCGCCUCGCUUCCCGUCGUUCGAUUCGCAGUCGAGUCUGUCGGACUUUGCGGACGAUCGGUUCGGCUCGAUCUACCAGAGUCGCAGCAACGGUUCCUUCAGCUCCGACUAUCCCGCGGCGGGCAGUGGAGUGGGCGGCAGUGCUACUGCUGGUGGUGGUUUGCGCGAGGAUGCCAACGGGAUGGAGCAGUUGGGCGAGCAGGUGGAACUGCUGCGCGGGUAUGUGCAGCGGUCGUACUCGAACUUUGAUCUCGACAGUCCCGGUUCGUCGGCGGCUGUGGCGGCCGUCGAUCGGCGAAACGAGCUGGAAAUGCACAACGAGCCACCGGGCAGGGGGUUGGUUGGGGCGGCCGAGUUCUCCGCCGCCCUGCCCGACUUCGUGCAGGACCAUCUCGUGAUGGAGCAGUGGUACAAUACGCUGCCGAAGGGCACGGGCAGCGGCUCGUCUGGGUCGGCCGAGUUCGACGACGUGCUAGAUCUGACCGGGGUGGCAAACGUUUCCGGCGGCGGUGGUGGAGGCGCUCCACUGUCUUCCUGUAACGAUAUACCGUUUGAUCUGACCGCAAGCAGCACGACGAGCAGUAGCCGAGUGGCGCGGGAUCCGAACACGACCCCCGUUGCUGGACACCGGCAUUCCAUGGGCGUGCGGCUCGAUCUUCCCUCGCGCAGUGGAGCAGCAAACCUGGCCGGACCAGCGGAGCUCGGAUUCGAUCUUCCACCGCGCUCACCCACGUCUUCGUCCUCGGAACUGCCGCCCGAUCUGACCGAAGGCAAUGCGGGCGGUGGCGGCGAUGCGGGCGGUUCGGGUGGCAGAUCACGAUCCUACUACUAUUCCGUCUCACCGCCGCCCGGCUCCAGCGGCACGACGGGCGACAACAAAAUCCAUCGCCUGCCGGACUUUCUGUCCGACGGGCCGAUCCAUUCGUCGGGACGGUUGGCCGACGUUACGCACGACACGCCGCACGCGUCGGAAUCUUCGUCAUCGGCGACGAUGGGCGGCUAUCGGCAGAGCCGGAGACAGUGGGAGACGCAGUACCAGAACCGGCUCGGGGCGGAAUCGCUCGAGAACGAGCGGCUAAGGCGCGAGCUGGAAGCUAGUCGUCGGACGGUCGGUGAGCAAUCGCGCCGCAUCCGGGAGCUGGAGCGCGACCUCGAAACGAUGGUUUCGCUUGCCCGACCCGGGGGCGCCAGUGGGUCGACGCAGUCGAAUGCUAGCAGCUUCCUGCAGGCGAAAACACGGGCCGUUACGGCGGAGGCAGAGAUGAAGCAGCUGCGACAGAAGCUGAGCAAUAUGAGUGUCGAAAUGGAAGCGCUGCGAAGAGAAAACGAAACGCUUAAGGAGGAAGCCUGUGGCGGCGCCAUCGGAGGUAGCACGGGUGCGGGCGCCAGUGCUAGGGUGCGGCAGGACGACGGCACAGGAGACCUUGGCAACCGAACCAGGCGGGACCGUUCUUCCGCUUUUCUGCGCGCACAAACGGUCGCCCUUCGGCAGGCAGCAUCGACAGCGGAAAGCAAUCUACGACAACUGCUAAGCGGGGUGGAAAACCUCCGAUCGAUGGCCAAUCAGAUAGAAACGUUUCGAAACACGCAGGACGAGGUAAAGUCUGAGGGUGUGUCGAUACCGCUGGAGGACUAUCUGCACGACGUCGGCGUUAAUAGCGACGAUGACGACGACGAUGACGACGACGAUGAGCCGUUCGGUCCGGCCUUGUAGAUACACAUGAAACGGGAUUGUGAAGCGUGCAAAAGCGUGGAAGCGGUGGAAGUCUAGCGGUGUAGUGUAGCGCGCGACUGAAUACGGAUGUGUGGUGCGUGCGUGUGUGCUCUCUGGCAGCAGAUCUGAAUUGAAGGAAAGAAGAAUUCGGAGCAACGCUCGUGCAUGUAUUUAAGAAAAGAAUAUAUAUAUACACACUGAUACACCUAUCACAUAACCCCA
Molecule: messenger RNA, 2957 nt
Organism: Anopheles gambiae (African malaria mosquito)
Lineage: Eukaryota; Metazoa; Arthropoda; Insecta; Diptera; Culicidae
Exons: 4
Coding region: 402-2735 (777 amino acids)
Biological process (GO): positive regulation of cilium assembly; positive regulation of protein localization to cilium; regulation of cytokinesis
Cellular component (GO): early endosome; centrosome; recycling endosome
Source: RefSeq, a predicted model, not a curated record